Sodiomyces alkalinus F11 is the source of this 1506-nucleotide messenger RNA. RefSeq names its product SPRY domain-containing protein. The record is from RefSeq and is a predicted model, not a curated record. The coding region runs from base 1 to 1506 and encodes 501 amino acids. Gene Ontology annotation, molecular function: protein binding. The transcript has 3 exons. NCBI's taxonomy places the organism in Eukaryota, Fungi, Ascomycota, Sordariomycetes, Glomerellales, Plectosphaerellaceae.
AUGGCGCCCACCCCUCCAAACUCGGCCCUGAACGGCGUCAUCAUCGGUCUCCUCUCCUCGUUCGGCUCAGCUAUCCUCAUCGCCCUCAUCUUCCUCGUCAUCUACUUCUUCCGAUACACAGACACAGGUCGAAUCUUCCUCGACCGCAUAGGCCGUCCGGGAGAGUACGAUGAUGAACAAGCAUUUGCACGCGAGGAGGCCGAGGCGCUUGAGACCAUGGAUGACCUCCAGCGGACUGAGUACUUGCGAGCCAAAGCCUUUAUUGCCGCCAAUCCCCCCGAAUCCCUUCAGACCGAUAUCUCUUUGUCGCAAUAUCUCGCCAUUCAGGAAAAGGGGGUCUCCGCUUGGGAAUUCGAGCCCGAGUUGGAAAUCGCAAACUGCUUCGUUGAAGGUCGGACCGAAAUCGAAUUCUUUGAUUCCGAAUGCACCGUCAUGAGCAACCUUCCCGUACCGAAACAGAACGAGGUCUACUACUGGGAAGCUAAGAUAUUUGAUAAGCCCGAAAACACCUUGCUGAGCAUCGGAAUGGCUACCAAGCCGUAUCCCCUGUUUCGGCUUCCAGGAUAUCACAAGUACUCUGUUGCCUAUAUGUCGACAGGCCAUCGCCGUUUCAAUCAACCGUUUAACCCGACACCUUAUGCACCCUCUUACGUCCAAGGUGACGUUAUAGGCGUGGGCUACCGGCCGCGGACGGGAACCAUCUUCUUCACUCGCAACGGCAGGAAGCUGGACGACGUAGUGCACGGGUUCAAAUCUCACAACUUCUUCCCGGCGGUGGGCGCGAACGGCCCCUGUAGCGUUCACGUCAACUUCGGCCAAGCCGGUUUCGUAUUCAUUGAGGCCAACGUCAAGAAGUGGGGCCUCGCCCCGAUGACCGGUAACUUGGCCCCUCCCCCGCCUUAUGGUUCCGAACAGGGCGACAUACUUUUGGAAGCAGGCCGGAAGGACGGAUACUCCGGCAGUAGUAGUAGCGCUGUUCAGACCCAUCACGUCUCCUCCCACUCAGUUCAGCCUUCCCGAGACAACGCCGGCCAAACGCUGAGUGCAGCACACGGCCAUGGGCGGACAAGGAGUGGCAAUUUCCGGGUACUGCCUCCGAGGAGCCCCGGUCCCACCACUAGCCCGACCGACAUUUCUCUGGCGCACUUCGUCCCCACCGACGACGGAGGUGAAUCCAGCAGCAGCGCGCCUGCUGUCCAUCCCCGCCAUGACGAGCACGUGGUUGGGCUGGGCAUGCAGGAUGCGCUUAACCCACCUCCCGAGUACACCAGUCCAGAGCAGUCGGAGGCAGGAAGUCGCCGGAACAGCACGGAUAGCGACAAUACUCCCCUCAUCCGGGUGAUCAAUAGGAGUCGCGGCAGCUCGGCGGCCGCUGCUGCCGGAUCUUCUCAGCCGCCGAUACCCAGCUACAGCGACGCUAUUAGGGACGGGGCCGGGAGUGCGUUAGGUAACGGGCCUGGGAUCACCCGUCACGUUUCUCGAUCCCGAUCCCACAGCGCCCAAUAA